GAUGUCUUUCACUCUCUUUCAUUCCACUUUAUAUUUUCAAUAUUAAGUCUAUGGGCAAUACAUAAUCAUAUAUUUGACAUAUGUCAUCUGAUUUGCAAAUCACAGAAUUUGUUUAAAAAUUUUCAUACAGAUUGAGUUUGAGUUUAUGAUUUAACUUUCAAUUAACUAUAUUUAAUUAGUGGUUAAAUUAGUAAAAAAGAUUGAGACAAUUGUAUAACCAUUUAUACAAUAGAAACAACAGAAAAUAUGUGCAGUAAAGCUAUAAAUUUGCGUGUGCAGUUACAAGGAAUAAUAGCUUCAGGAGGAUCUCACAAAGAUCAGGCUGAAAAGUACAGAGCAACUCUGGAUACAAUUUUCAAAGAAAGUGAUGAUGACUUAGUUGAUUGUUUACAAACUUUUAUAGAAGCUAUUGUCAAUGAGAAUGUGAGCUUGGUAAUAUCCCGCCAGAUUCUGACAGAAAUUAGUAUGCAUUUGAUGAAACUUCCUGAUGAUGUAUCAAAACCAGUGUCACAUUUUAUGUUAGAAAAGGUACAGCCUAGAGUAAUAUCUUUUGAAGAACAGGUAGCUAGUAUUAGACAACACUUAGCACAUAUAUAUGAAAGGAAUCAAAUGUGGAAGGAGGCUGCAAUUGUUUUGGUUGGCAUACCUUUGGAAACAGGGCAGAAGCAGUAUCCAAUUGAUUAUAAACUUGAAACAUACUUAAAAAUUGCCAGACUGUAUUUAGAAAAUGAUGAUCCAGUACAAGCUGAAGCAUUUAUAAAUAGAGCUUCACUUCUUCAAGCCGAAUCUCGUAAUGAGCAACUUCAAAUUUAUUAUAAAGUAUGCUAUGCUCGAGUUUUGGAUUACCGUAGAAAAUUUAUAGAAGCUGCACAAAGAUAUAAUGAAUUAUCUUAUAGGACCAUUGUUCAUGAAGAUGAAAGAAUGACUGCUCUAAGAAAUGCUUUGGUAUGCACCGUUUUGGCAUCUGCAGGUCAACAAAGAUCUAGAAUGUUGGCUACAUUGUUUAAAGAUGAAAGAUGUCAACAAUUGCCAGCGGUCGCUAUUUUAGAAAAAAUGUAUCUGGAACGAAUAAUCAGAAGAUCUGAACUCAGAGAUUUUGAAGCUUUACUUCAACCGCAUCAAAAAGCUUCUACCAUUGACGGUUCUACAAUACUGGAUAGAGCUGUUAUUGAACAUAAUUUACUGUCGGCUAGCAAAUUAUACAAUAAUAUAAGUUUUGAGGAAUUGGGAGCACUAUUAGAAAUUGUUCCUUCUAAAGCCGAAAAAAUUGCUAGUCAGAUGAUUACAGAAGGAAGAAUGAAUGGUUACAUAGAUCAGAUAGAUUCAAUUGUUCAUUUUGAAACACGCGAGACGCUUCCUCAAUGGGAUAAACAGAUUCAAUCUUUGUGCUAUCAAGUAAAUUCUAUCAUUGAAAGUAUAUCAAAACAUCAUCCAGAAUGGAUGUUGAAAGUCAUGGAUGAACAAAUGGUGUCUUAAUUAUUGUUAUUUUCGAUUGUGGAUGUAUGAAACUUAUUUAAAUGCUACUCUAUUUGUAAAUUAAAAUACUGCACUUUAA
Molecule: messenger RNA, 1555 nt
Organism: Diorhabda carinulata
Lineage: Eukaryota; Metazoa; Arthropoda; Insecta; Coleoptera; Chrysomelidae
Gene: CSN4
Product: COP9 signalosome complex subunit 4
Exons: 6
Coding region: 247-1476 (409 amino acids)
Cellular component (GO): COP9 signalosome; cytosol
Source: RefSeq, a predicted model, not a curated record